AUGGCUUCGGAACUCGCUAAUAAUAGUCGCCGGAAAGAUCGGGGGGAUUUAGAUCUGAAUAGAUCCAACUCCACCGCCAACAUUUUCCUGGGCGGCGCGCGGAAAUCGUGGAUGUCGACCACCGCAGUUGCAAACCAACACAGCUCCCAAAAUCCACCAGUUUCGACGCCCGAGUCCAAUUCCAGACCGAUCUCAUCGUCCACUCCCUCAGCGUCAAACCCGGUGUCUGCUCCUUCUCCGCCUCCGCCUCCGCCUCCUGUUGCUCUUCAUCCCUCUCGUCCUGGCUCUCCCGCUGCUUCCUCGCCCGCUCCAGCGCAGCCUGUGGCCGCGGUCUUGUCGCCUUCACCGACGCGUCUGGCUGGCAUGCGAAAUUUUCCUUCUCAUCAACUCCAGAAUCUCGCGUCAUUCCGCGGAAAUCAGAGUCCUGAGACCUCAGCCGCCCCCGCCGCUGCCCGGAAUGUCCAAGUCCCGCGCCCCUCCAAUACACCUCCAUCAAUAACCCGCUCCCCCGCCUCUCAUGUUCAGCCUCUUCUUGGGCCCGUGGAGCCUCCAUUGCAACGGCAGCAGCCAAAACAGUGGCAGAAGAACAAGCAGCAACAGUUGCAGACUCACCUGCAGCAGGAGUCGGCUUCCUCCCUUCCCUCCCCCGACCCCACCAUUCAUCCCAGGUCGCAUGCCAGCCCGAUAACUGCCAUUGAGAGAAAUAAUGGACCGCCGCCCAUACUCGGUCCCUCUACAACUGCGUUCCCGUCGCCCCCCAGUCAACAAGCUCCUUCGGUUCAACGGCGAUCGUCGUCGAAUGCUCCCGUCGCCAGUACACCUCCCGCGUCGUCAUUGUCAAGCAAUCAAUCAAGCGUGCCAGCUCAAGGAGGAAGGACUCAUAUAGGUGUAUCCAGUUACCAUAUCCACCCCGAUCCGACUCCUGGUGCUCGUGUUCCAGCUGCUGCCCCUGCGCCGCAACCGCAACAGUAUAAUGCCGUGCUCCCAGCAACCUUCAACGGCUCUAGCUCGAUCAUUGAUCCGGGGUUUUUCAAGCGAGCGAAACGUAUUUUGGAAGUGCACGUAAGGAUAGCAUCGCAGGAAAAUAGGCUCUCGGAGCUAGUGGAAAUUCCACGAGCUCAUCUUCUAUUCAGUGCCUGUGAGCAGCAAGACAUCGUAUAUAUCGCCCUUCAUCAGAUUUACUGCCUGAGCAGCAUUGCUGCGCCCCACUUGCUUAACCUUCCUGGCUUCUCCCAUGAUAAUGAACGGGGAUUAGCUGUUGUCCGGAAUCUUCUGGUGGACAACAGCCGAGUCUCACCCGGGUUCUUGCAGUGGUUCGUCAAUUUCCCGCUCCCUCUGCCUGAACUACUUCAAGACCCAGUGUAUAUGUGGGCCGUUGAUAAAGUGCAGCGUAUCUUUGUUGGAUUUGCAAACGGCUGGGAUGCCCUAGAAGACAAAGUGAAAAAAACCCAACACCCACCACUUGUGGAGGAUAUGGUAAACUUACUCAAUGCGGAGUCAUCAGUGGUGCAGUACAACGUUUUUCUAUGUCUUUGUCGGCGGAUUCAUGGUGUUACGUUAGAAAACCCUCUGUACCAGAUCUUCAUGAAGGACUGUGACUACUACAGAGGCAGCGCUAUUUUGCAAAUCUCGCAUGAUCAGAGGCAUGAUCAGAGGCGCCGUGAAAACGAUCAGAUAGUGGAUAUGUACCGUGAGGCCAUCGAGGCUAUGCGAAGGAAUGCUCCUACAGGACCAUCUAGAGUCGCAGCUUCCGCUUCCAGUUUGCCAGCCUCAGAAUCCGUAUCUACACACAUGACCCAACGGACUGCGCAGAUUCCUUCUCAUAUGCAACCAAAUCCGGUAACGCAAACGAUGAACGGCACAGCUUCAUCGUCCGUCAGGCAUUCCCCCAGCGUGGCACAGCUUGGCCCUCAACAGCAGAAUUUUAGCCAACCCCCCAUACAACAAGGUGGCGUCGGGCCACAGAUAUUUCCAUCGCAGGUACUUCUAUCCCAGACGGCGGGCGUAGUUUCAUCACCAGUCAUGGCUACUGCACCACACAUGGCACAGCAUGCUCCACCUCCAUGGCCUGGAAGUUUCAUCCACUAUAGCCCCCAGCAACACCGGCAACCAGGACCGCAGAGCGUGAGGACCCUUCAACACCCACCCCAUCACCCGCAUAUGCCAGCAGGCUACAGAGUCCAGCACCCAAGCGUACAAUGUGUAACACCACAGCAACGGCCAACCGUUCAAAUGCCCGUUAUGUUACUGCCGCGGCCAAAUGUGCCUCCUGUGAUGAACACGCGACCAAAUCCUAAUCGACUUGCGAUUCACCAGGCCCAUCUUCGCGAUCCUGUGAAUCAAUUCAUUUCUGUCGAUGCCACAGGAGCAGAAAGCCCAACAGAGCUGUUACCACAUGUUACCUCCUUCCUGGUGAAUCCAAAGGUUCUCAGUAAAGAUGAUGCCUCCUGCAAAUGGGAGGUAUCGUUGUCGGCGGAAGAUUCCAACCGCCGGCCCGUUUUCGAGAAUCCGGGAACGGGGCACCGUAUUCUCCAAAAAUCGAAGGAGGGCACUCAGCUCUAUCGUCUAAGAUGCGUUAAGGUUCCUCGACCAACUGCGGAGUUGAGUGAGCACUCUUGGUGUGUUGCUGAGACUGCAUGGCCUACUGCAAUAUACUUGUUCGUGAACAACCAGGAGCAUUUGCCACGACGCAAAAUCCACAACACUAGGGAUCUCCCGUUGGACAUUACGCUAGCUCUCCGAGAAGGCGUGAAUAACAUCAACGUUCACUUCAUCCCAGGCCCAGCCGAGCAAAAGAAUUUUACCUAUGCUGUGGCUGUUGAAAUACUCACCUUCACGUCGCUCGGUAAUGCGAAGUCUCUCUCACAGCCUUUGCCCGCUGCUGAAUCACAAAAGCGUAUAUGUGGAAGACUUACGCGCAAUUCCGAGAAUGAGGAUGAUGAGCUGAGCAUCGUGAGCGACGAUCUCAAAGUUACCCUCGUUGAUCCAUUCACCGCACGCCUCUUUGAAGUACCCACACGUGGUUCUCAUUGUGAACACACGGAAUGCUUUGAUCAGGAGACGUUCCUGCAGACUCGCGUCCUCAAAUGCGGAUAUCGUUCCGUCAUAGAAGCAGACUGGAGGUGUCCCAUUUGCCGUCGGGAUGCUCGCCCGCAAAGCCUAAUUGUGGACGAAUUUUUGGCCAGUGUGCGCAAAGAGCUGGAACGCACCAACCGGUGUGACGGUGCCCGCAUUCUACAAAUCAAAGCUGAUGGGACCUGGGAGGUAAAAACGGACGAUGACCUCGCACCUUCCGAGAAACAGACACCUCAACUCUCUCGCACCGCAUCAAAGCGGAAAUCGAACACUUUAGAGGGCGGACUGCUCCAACGACCAAAGAUCGACCGCUCAUCAUCUACACCAGAGAGGAUACUGAAUGAAAACCAGCCUCCAACGGUCAUUAUCUUGGACUGA
Molecule: messenger RNA, 3453 nt
Organism: Aspergillus puulaauensis
Lineage: Eukaryota; Fungi; Ascomycota; Eurotiomycetes; Eurotiales; Aspergillaceae
Product: MIZ zinc finger domain protein
Exons: 1
Coding region: 1-3453 (1150 amino acids)
Biological process (GO): protein sumoylation
Molecular function (GO): SUMO ligase activity; zinc ion binding
Source: RefSeq, a predicted model, not a curated record